UAUUAAGACAAACCGGCUGGCUAAUUUGUUUACCUAUUAAAUUUAAACCUUGAUGUUAGUUUCCCGUAACCAAUAGGAUAUGGAAAUAACACUCGCUCUGAUAAAGCCGCACGUGCUGCGGAAUACCUACGCGAUGCAGCAGAUCCGAGCCCUGAUCUCCCAGAACUUUACUGUACUCGACCAGAAGGAGGUUUGCAUUACGAAAGAACUAUCGGAGCGAUUCUACGCGGAACACCAAGGAAAAUUCUUCUAUCACCGGCUAACUAGUUUUAUGAACAGCGGACCCUGCUAUGCCCUGAUUCUCCAGUCGGAAGCCUGCAUCCAAAAGUGGCGCAGUCUCCUGGGUCCCACCAAGGUGUUCCGUGCCGUGUAUAGUGAUCCCAACUGCAUCCGAGCACUGUACGGGCUAUCCGACACCCGUAACGCCUGCCAUGGAUCCGACAGCGAGGCAUCCGCCCUUCGCGAGAUCAGCAUCCUGUUUCCGGAGUUCGACGCGGCUGUCGGGAGCCGCCAGGCGAAAAGGGAGACGUAGUCGGGGAUUACUUGAACCUUAGAUUAGUUAAAAUGUCCACUGCCGAGGCGGUUGAUGAAAAAUCUUUAUAUACUGUUUAAAUAGCUAUUGGAAUUGUCGUUAUUUAUGUUUCUUAUUUUUAUUGCUUGCAUUUUUAGAUUAGUAUUAAAACCAGGCCAAAGAUAGCCAAACAUCAUACGAAAAUGUUGAUAUGCACUGCUUUUGAAGUACUUUUAUAAUAGUUUUUAUGACUUGCGUACUUGUUUAUUUAUAUAUUUGCUUGUAGCAGCA
Drosophila teissieri is the source of this 802-nucleotide messenger RNA. RefSeq names its product nucleoside diphosphate kinase 6 (gene nmdyn-D6). The transcript is spliced from 2 exons. Gene Ontology annotation, biological process: UTP biosynthetic process; CTP biosynthetic process; GTP biosynthetic process. Bases 80 to 532 code for a protein of 150 amino acids. Gene Ontology annotation, molecular function: nucleoside diphosphate kinase activity. NCBI's taxonomy places the organism in Eukaryota, Metazoa, Arthropoda, Insecta, Diptera, Drosophilidae. The record is from RefSeq and is a predicted model, not a curated record.